This is a messenger RNA of Dreissena polymorpha, 1260 nucleotides long. RefSeq lists its product as uncharacterized. The record is from RefSeq and is a predicted model, not a curated record. Lineage: Eukaryota; Metazoa; Mollusca; Bivalvia; Myida; Dreissenidae. The coding region runs from base 159 to 803 and encodes 214 amino acids. The transcript has 6 exons.
CAUUGUCGUUGUGGUGCACACCUAAUUUAUCGUGUGUUGUCAUGUGUAUUGUCCUGAGCUGUAAUGUAUGUGUUGUUAUCUUCAGAGCUGUAACUUAUAUUUGGUGUUAAACGUUGGAUUGGCGUUUACUGAUCGCGUGUUGAGCCUAUCACGUUACAAUGACGACUGGCGCACCCAUACAAAGCUUAGCAGUGCUAGUUGUACUCGGUUUGCUGACGGGAAUUUUGGGUCACAUCCCGCUCAAUGAAGCCCAUCGCUCCGGUAGCUGGGACCUUUGCACGCACGUUUGUCCCGGUGCCACGUCGUGUAUAAACACCACCAAUGGUGAACAGUUCGUCUACAGAUGUGUUUAUCCCAAUGGGCAACUGGAUAUUAUGCGCGAUAAAAACGUGAUGAGCAAACGAAUGCAACUGCAAUCGGCUCGACAGGAAUCACCGAAUGUGCCUACUGCGCAACCGGAUUUGAUGGAGAAAACAGACGUUCGGCCAUCUAAUGCCAGCCGCUUACGACAAUUGAUACGGAAAGCUCUUGACGAAACUUUGGGACGUCUUCCGAAAAAAACCAACGUAAUUCCCGUAGACGCUUUCCCGGCUGUUAACUUUUCGCGGCGCCUUUCUCCCGAUCGAAAUCGGGUUACGUUGCAACCAGCGGUUCCAAUUACAACACCAUCAACACCCUUUCUAGAACUGUCCGCAAAUCCACAAUGCGAAUACUGCGAGUCUCCUGACCAAUGUAAAGAUAAAACGCGACCUUACUGCUACCAUUCGCACGCAUGCGCAAGAAGAGUGUGUCAAUCCCUCUAGUUAGGGAACGCCAAAGUAAACUAGUCCAGCGCAUCCACCUCGAAUCGGAUAAACCACGUGCUUGAACGCCCUAAAGGUUGUCAGCCUUGUAUCAGUUUAAAAAAUGGGCAUGGUUGUAAUGUGAAUGUCUUCCCGAAAACACAAAGACGUGGUUCUUCCCGGUUAUUGGAUCUCAUAGUGUAUCUAUCAUUCUAUGCUUGUAUAUGUAACAACAUGAAAUUUGUGUGUACAAUUCAGCCGAAAGUCUUCAUGAUAAUCUCUAUGUAUAAUGACGAUAACGUUUAUUCAAAACUGUACGAAUUCCAUGAUAUAAAUCAUAUAAAUCCUCCAUUCUUCUAUGUCACUUAGCAUAUGAUUGUUAUUAAAAUAACAUCAAUUGUAUGUGUGUCUAUAGUUACAUGAUAUUUAUUUGUGUACAAAGAAAUACGUUGUUAUCUUCAAUAAAUUAUUCUAUCUG